Messenger RNA from Pyricularia pennisetigena, 438 nucleotides. RefSeq lists its product as uncharacterized. The record is from RefSeq and is a predicted model, not a curated record. The transcript has 2 exons. NCBI's taxonomy places the organism in Eukaryota, Fungi, Ascomycota, Sordariomycetes, Magnaporthales, Pyriculariaceae. The coding region runs from base 1 to 438 and encodes 145 amino acids.
AUGCAUUUUACCCUCCCCUUCAUUGUAGCUGUGCUGGCUAGCGUGGCUACUGCGAGCCCUGUACAGUUUGGUGAGGCUACAAAUGCAGUUGCAGCCAGAAGUAAUGAGAUUCAAACGCAGGCCUCCACCCCCGAAGCCCUGCAAAAGCGAACACCGGUAGGGUGGGACAGUCAGCAUGUGUGGCACCCCAACGACGAAGCCCUCUGGAGGGUGCGACAUCGACACAGGGCGGAGUGGGAACUUAGGAGCACAGUACCUGGAUAUUAUGUAGAACAAAUGGAGAAACAAGAGGCCGAAAAGCAGCGCAAGCAAAAAUCGAAAACGGAACAGGGUCAGACGGCUCAUGACUAUGCGGCCGCGAACGCGAGGCUCCCGAAGCACGCGCCGGGCCGAAGUCGAGGUGGCAAGGGCGGCUCUAAUCCCGCAGGCGGACGAUGA